Closterium sp. Naga37s-1 is the source of this 1566-nucleotide messenger RNA. The record is from the annotation of a GenBank genome assembly. Lineage: Eukaryota; Viridiplantae; Streptophyta; Zygnematophyceae; Desmidiales; Closteriaceae.
AUGGAGGUCGCUAGUACCUCCAUGAUCCAUGUGGCUGCUCCCCAGUUUCUGUGGCCGUUUGCGGUUCGGUACGCUGCGCAUCAGCUCAACCUCUGGCCUCGUGUCUCCUUGCCGGAGACCUCGCCGACACUGCGUUGGACGGGGGAGGUUGGAGAUGCGUCGGUGUUCCGGGUCUGGGGCUCUCGUGCCUUUGUUCGCGAUACGUCCGCGGACAAGCUCUCCGCCCGCGCUAUUCCCUGCGUCUUCCUUGGCUUUCCCCCUGACGCGCCUGGCUGGCAGUUUUACCACCCCACCUCGCGCCGUGUCAUCCCCUCUCAGGACGUCACGUUUGACGAGUCGAUUCCCUUUUACCGUCUCUUCCCCUACCGCUCUGCCCCUCCCCCACCCCCGCCGCUCUUCCUUGCUCCAGGUCCCCCUCCGGUAGACCCCCUCCCCCCUCAGGGUCCUGCUCCCUCAGGUUUGUCUCAGGUAGACCCUCUCCCUGGUACUGUGCCUGUUGAGGUAGUUGUCGGCUCAGGUGCUGCUCGAGGUGUUGCGUCUGGGGGUGCUGUGUCUGGGGGUGCUGCGUCUGGUGGUGCAGAGCCUGGGGGUGCUGAUUCUGAGGGUGCCAGGUCUGGGGGUGCUGAGCCUGAGGGUGCGGAGCCUGGGGGUGCUGAGCCUGCGGGUGUAAGGCCUGGGGGUGCUGAGCCUGAGGGUGUGGAGCCUGGGGGUGCUGAGUCUGAGGGUGCGGAGUCUGGGGGUGCUGAGCCUCGGGGUAUUGCUUCUUCUGGCGGUCCUGCGGGUGCUUCGCCACGACUGUCUCCACGGCCGGAGCCUCUCUCCCGACAGCAGCUGCACGAGUGGUUUGCUCAGCGCACCCACCUUCAGAGUGGAGCUACCGGAGCUGGAGACUCUGCCGCUGGUGACACUGGAGCUAGAGGUGUUGGAGUUACUGCUAGAGCUGGUGGUACCGGAGGUGCUGCAGCUUCUGGUCCUGGGGGUGCUCGUAACAGGGGUACUGGAGCUGCCGGGACUGGUAGUGUUGGGGGCGCUGGAACUGGAGACCCUGCGGAGCCUGGAGGCGCUGGAGCUGGAGGCACUAGCGCUGGUGGUGCUGGAGCUGGAGGAGGUGGAGCUGGUGACGCUGGAGCUGUUGGCGCUGGAGCUGGAGGCACUGGCGCUGGUGGCGCUGGCGCUGGAGGAGCUGGAGUUGGAGACACUGGGGCUAUUGACCCUGGAGCUGGAGGCACUACUGGAGGUCUUACAGAGCAUCGUGAGCCUGAGUCUCGUCUUGCCUCGCCUGUUCGCACUGUUCGCACUGGUCAUGGGGUUCCUCAUCCGCGUCCUCCUCCUGUCCCCGGCACACACGCUAUGACACUUCGUCCUUCCUCUGUUCCACUGCGUGUUCCUCUGCCGCCUCCUCCUGAGUCCUCUCUUCCUGCCGUCCCUGAGCAUGAGUCUGACCUCGCUCGUGCUGCCAGUCCCACUGUCUCUCGUCUCCUCGCCACUGUUGUCACUGACCCUUCUUUUGAGUCCACUGCUGCGUCUGCCCUCGUUGCUGAGCUAGUUGACUUUGCUGCUGCCUGA